Messenger RNA from Penicillium egyptiacum, 513 nucleotides. The record is from the annotation of a GenBank genome assembly. Lineage: Eukaryota; Fungi; Ascomycota; Eurotiomycetes; Eurotiales; Aspergillaceae.
AUGGCAGCCAGCUUCAACACUUCUUGCAAAAUAAACACAGUCAUGCGGUCCGCUUUGAACGGGAUACUCACCGUAGCCCGGGUCAUCGCCACCUCUUUCAUGGCUUGGAAGGCCCUUUCGCUUUGGACCGGCACACCUUACCCGGUGAUGAUAGUCACUACUGAGUCUAUGGUUCCCGCAUUCUUUCCGGGAGAUAUCCUAUUCAUCUCCAAUCACCACCGAAACGCCGAAAUAGGCGACCUGCCGGUCUGCUGGCUACCUGACAGCUCGUUCCCAAUGAUUCAUAGGGUGCUUCGGGUGUCCCAGCUCAUAUUGACAAAGGGGGACAAUAACCUCAUUGAUGACAUGUUAAUGUAUCCUGAGGGCCAGGACUUCUUGCCCCGAAGCCAGAUUCUCGGAUUUGUCAGAGGUUACAUACCCUUUAUGGGAUGGUUUGUAAUCGGUCUUCAAGAUUUCAGAUGGCUUCGGGAACUGAUUGCUAUCUUAUUUCGGGGUAUUGGCUUGACCCGUUGA